Messenger RNA from Malassezia sympodialis ATCC 42132, 3207 nucleotides. RefSeq lists its product as uncharacterized. The record is from RefSeq and is a predicted model, not a curated record. Gene Ontology annotation, biological process: NAD+ biosynthetic process. NCBI's taxonomy places the organism in Eukaryota, Fungi, Basidiomycota, Malasseziomycetes, Malasseziales, Malasseziaceae. Bases 1 to 3207 code for a protein of 1068 amino acids. The transcript has 3 exons. Gene Ontology annotation, cellular component: cytoplasm. Gene Ontology annotation, molecular function: glutaminase activity; ATP binding; NAD+ synthase (glutamine-hydrolyzing) activity.
AUGCCGACGCCUCGCUGGUGGGACGCGUACGGCGCGCUCGAGCGCCCGCUGUGCCUGGAUGUGCGGCCGCGCGCGGCGUUUGCGCAGGGCCACUUGCGCCAUGCCGUGUCGAUCGACGGGCUAGGCGCCCUGCGCACGCGCUUCAGCACGCUGCCGCCCCGUGGCGUGCCGUUUCUGGUGGUGGGCGCCGACGCGGACCUGCUCCAGACGUUUGUGCCGCGCGAGCGCUGGGCGAUCGUCGCGAUCGUCCUCGUAGACACGCACGUGCCUGCGGAUCUCCUGGCGCAGGCGACACACCCCGUGGAGCUGCUCUCUGCGGCGGCCUUGCAGCGCGUCGCGGCCGGGCGCUGGACGUGCGACGAUGACCCGGCGCUGCUGUUCGAGCCGGCGCCCGUCGUUGCGCGUGCGCUCGCGCACACGCCGCCCACGUCGCCGCUGGCCGUGCUGGAUCUCGGGUGCGGCGCUGGCCGCGACGUGGCGUACGUGCUGACCAAGGCACGGCGCCAGCAGCGCGCAUGCCGCGCGACGGGCGUGGACCGCUGGCGCGCGGCCCUGCGGCGCGCGGCCCUGCUGAUGGAGGACUUGCACGUCGACACGGACACACACGGCGCGCAGGUAUGCGAGGCGCUCCUGGCCUAUGACAUCCAGGACGACGGGCGCAUCAAGCCCGUGCGCGCUGCCGGCGCCGAGGACCUGGAGGCCUGCGAGCUCGGCGUGUGGGCCACGCGCCUGCCCCACGCACGCUACGACAUGGUAUGGGUCGUGCGGUUCUGGCCACGCGCGCUCCUACGUGCACUGCCGCAGCUCGUGCGCGAGGGCGGCCUCCUCGUGCUGAGCCACUUUGCGCAUGCACCGGCCGACGACGUGCCGCGGCGCGGCGCGCCCCUCGCCGCAUACGCGUCGCCGCCCAUCGACCGCCGUGUGCAUGCAUGGGAGAUUCCUGCGCUGCUCGCGCACUGGCGUGCGCACUAUGGGCCCUGCGAGGUGCUCGAGCAGUGCAUCGAGCCGGUCGAGGACGGACGGCCCGUGCACAGCGUCGUCGUGCGCCGCGGCGCUGGCCCGCCGGGUGCCUCCACCCACCAUCAUGAGCCGGCUUGGGCGCUGGACUUUGAUGGGAAUCGAGACCGUAUUGUGCGCUCGAUCGAGCUGGCCAAGGCGGCUGGCAGCACGCUGCGCAUCGGGCCGGAGCUGGAGAUUCCGUACGUGGGCCGCACUGACCGCAGGGGCUACGGCUGUUACGACCACUUUCUCGAGCGCGACACGGAGCAGCACUCGUGGGAGGUGCUCGCGGAGCUCCUCCGGACGGACCUGACCGACGGCAUCCUGUGCGAUGUCGGCAUGCCCGUGACGCACCAUGCCGUGCUGUACAACUGCCGCGUCGCCCUGCUGGACCGCCGCAUCCUGCAUGUGCGUCCGAAGAUGUGGCUCGCCAACGACGGCAACUACCGCGAGAUGCGCUACUUCACGCCGUGGAUGCGCCCCCACGCGACUGAGACACUCACGCUCCCCGCGUGCAUCACGGCCUGCACCGGCCAGACGCAGGUGCCGAUCGGCGAUGCGCUCCUUGCCGCGCCCGACACGGUCGUCGGCGUCGAGCUGUGUGAGGAGCUGUUCACCGCCGCCUCGCCGCACAUUGCGCAUGCACUGCAGGGCGCCGAGAUCCUGAUCAACUCGAGCGGGAGCCACCACGAGCUGCGCAAGCUGCACCGCCGCAUCGAGCUCAUUCGCGAGGCCACCCUCAAGCUCGGUGGCGUGUACCUGUAUGCGAACCAGCGGGGGUGCGAUGGCGACCGCCUCUACUACGAUGGGUGCGCCCUCAUCGCUGUGAAUGGCGAGAUCGUCGCGCAGGGCGCGCAGUUCGGCCUCGACGACGUCGAGGUCGUGAGCGCUACCGUCGACCUCGCUGACGUGCGCGCACACCGCACGGCGAAGAGUCGCGGCAUGCAGGCGGCCUGGCUCGCUGCCGGCCACGGCGGCCUCCCGGCCGGCGGCCCGCCGCGCGUCGACGUCCCACAGCGCCUCACGCGCACCGCCCAGCUCACCGAGCCGCCGUCCGCGCCGCAGCCCGUGCACUACCACACGCCGCCGGAGGAAAUUGCCCUUGGCCCCGCGUGCUGGCUGUGGGACUAUCUGCGCCGCUCGCGCACGCAGGGCUUCCUCCUGCCCCUCUCAGGCGGUCUCGACUCGUGUGCAACGGCCGUGAUUGUGCACAGCAUGUGCCGCCUCGUGCACGCCUCGUGCGCGGCCGGCAACGAGCAGGUGCUCGCUGAUGCGCGGCGCAUCGUCGGCGAGCCGGCCGACUCGUCCUGGGUGCCUGCGUCGCCACAGGCGCUCGCUGAGCGACUGUUUGUGACGUGCUACAUGGGCACGGCCAACUCGAGCGAGGCCACGCGCGAGCGUGCGCGCUCGCUCGCGGCGGCGGUCGGCUCGUGCCACUAUGCGUUCGACAUUGACUCGGCCGUCAGCGCGGUGCUGCACGUCUUCCAGCUUGUCACGCGGUGCACGCCGCGGUUCCGCGUGCACGGCGGCUCGCCCGCCGAGAACCUCGCGCUGCAGAACAUCCAGGCGCGCCUGCGCAUGGUGUUUGCGUACCUGUUCGCCCAGCUCGCGCCGUGGGUGCAUGGGCGCACGGGGGGCCUGCUCGUGCUCGGCAGUGCCAAUGUCGACGAGACCCUGCGCGGCUAUCUGACCAAGUACGACAACUCGGCGGCCGAUCUGAACCCGAUCGGAGGCAUCGCCAAGGCGGACUUGCGGCACUUUGUGUCGUACGCGGAGUCAGCGUUUGCGCUGCCUGAGCUUGGCGCGUUCCUCACCGCGCCGCCGACCGCGGAGCUCGAGCCGAUCACUGCAGAGUAUGUGCAGAGCGACGAAGCGGACAUGGGCAUGACGUACGACGAGCUGACCGUAUUUGGGCGCCUGCGCAAGGUCGGCAAGUGCGGCCCCUACAGCCUCUUUGUGAAGCUGCUCCCGCUCUGGACGCCGCGCCUGACGCCCGAGGCCAUCGCGGCGAAGGUCAAGACGUUCUUCUUUGAGUAUGCGCGCAACCGCCACAAGACCACUACGCUUACGCCCGCGUACCAUGCCGAGUCGUACAGCCCGGAAGACCACCGCUUCGACCUGCGCCCCUUCCUGUAUCCGGUGCACUUCUCGUACCAGUUCCGGCGCAUCUACGAAGUGAUAGCACAGCUACGUGGCUCUGCUAGCUAG